CUUAUAACCUGGGUUUCGAGCCGGUUCCAAUCUUCUGUUGGACCGUCUCUCCGCCAUCGGAGAUUGUGGAUGACUGUGGAAGGGCGGGUCCGCUGCUGGGCCCUAAAAAUGGUAACAGCCACUGGAUCUGCGCUGCCCGUAGGCUAAAAACAGGAAAAACAUGGAGACAGAUGUAGUUACAAGUCUUCGACGCAAGCUCAAAGAGGCUGAAGAAGAGCGACUAAAAGCUGCACAGUAUGGUUUGCAACUAGUGGAGAGCCAAAAUGAACUACAGAAUCAAUUGGAUAAAUGUCAUAAUGAAAUGAUGACCAUGACUGAGAAUUAUGAACAAGAAAAAUAUACCCUUCAGAGAGAAGUUGAACUUAAGAGUCGAAUGUUGGAAAGUUUGAGCUGUGAAUGUGAAGCUAUUAAACAACAACAAAAAAUAGACCUGGAUAAAUUAAAACAACAACUAAACAGAAGCCAUGGACAAGAAGUGAAUGAACUAAAAAAUAAGAUAGAAAAACUAAAAGUGGAAUUAGAUGAAGCUAGGCUUAGUGAAAAGCAGCUAAAGCACCAAGUAGAUCAUCAAAAGGAACUCCUCUCUUGUAAAUCAGAGGAACUGCGGACAAUGUCUGAGCGUGUACACGAAAGCAUGUCUUCAGACAUGCUGGCUCUUCAAAUUGAAUUGACAGAAAUGGAGAAUACAAAGGCCACCCUCAAAGAAGAAGUGAAUGAACUACAUUACAGACAAGAACAGCUAGAACGUCUGAAUACUAACUUAAUGCGCCAGGUAGACCGGCUCAAGGAAGAAAAAGAUGAGCGAGAAAAAGAAGCAGUUUCUUACUGUAAUGCCUUAGAGAAAGCUCGUGUAGCAAAUCAGGAUCUUCAGGUGCAGUUGGACCAGGCACUCCAGCGAGACUUGGAUCCCAAUAGUAAAGGCAACUCUUUGUUUGCAGAGGUGGAAGAUCGAAGGGCCGCAAUGGAACGUCAGUUUAUCAGUAUGAAAGUCAAGUAUCAGUCGCUAAAGAAGCAAAAUGUAUUUAAUAGAGAACAGAUGCAAAGAAUGAAGCUCCAAAUUGCCACAUUGCUACAAAUGAAAGGGUCUCAGACUGAAUUUGAGCAGCAAGAACGGUUGCUUGCCAUGUUGGAGCAGAAGAAUGGUGAAAUAAAACAUCUUUUAGGAGAAAUUAGAAAUCUGGAGAAAUUUAAGAAUUUAUAUGAAAAUAUGGAAUCUAAGCCUUCAGCUAGCUCUGGUGCUCUGGAAGAUAAUACCUAUUAUACAGAUUUACUUCAGAUAAAACUUGAUAACUUAAACAAAGAAAAUGAAAGCACUAAAGGUGAAUUGUCCAUACAGCGAAUGAAAGCAUUAUUUGAAAGCCAACGGGCUCUGGAUAUUGAACGAAAACUUUUUGAAAAUGAAAGAUGCCUCCAGCUUUCAGAAAGUGAAAAUAUGAAACUGAGGGCCAACCUAGAUGAAUUAAAACUGAAGUAUGAACCUGAAGAGACAAUUAAAGUACCUGUACUCAAAAAGAGGCGUGAGGUGCUGCCCGUGGAUGUAACCACCUCUAAAGAUGGAUGUGCCAACAACAGUGCUGUCGGAGAAGUGGAUAGAUUACCGCUUCAGAACGAGGAGACACAGUCUUGUCCUAACAAUUUAGAAAAUAACAACUUGCAGUUAGAAAAAUUGGUUUCUAUAAACACACCACUAGUCCAUCUCUCUCCUCACAAAAAUCUGCCCAUGGAUACACCACCAAGGAAGGAAAAGAAAUGUGUGAAGCUCAUAGGAGUUCCAGCUGACUCUGAAGCCUUAAAUGAAAGAAGCGGAAACACCCCCAACUAUCCCAGGUUAGCUGCUGAAUCAAAGCGUCAAACAGAAGUUAAAGAAGGGAAAGAAACUGCAAGCAAAUUGGAAAAGGAAAUUUGUAAGAAAUCACACCCAAUUUUAUACGUCUCUUCCAAAUCAACUCCAGAGACCCAGUGCCCUCAACAAUAAAGACUUUUCUUUAAUGAGAGUAUAGUACCACUUACUGUGGUGCUUAAUUAAGAUCAUCUUUAUGUGACAUUUACCACCUUCUGGGUUAUUUAUGUCUGUUUAUUGUGCCAGGACCUGGCAUUUUUAUAUUUCUUUCACCAUAUGUUCAAAAUUUGAUUGUGAUUCUAACCUGGGGAGUUCCUUAAGUGAUAAGCCUUCAUGAAGCUUCUAUUGCAGUGAAUAAAGUAUUAACCGAAGGAAAAUGCUAUGAUUAAUAUAUAAUUGCUGCUUUGUAUAUGAAUUUUUUUAAGUGAUAUAAACACUUGAAUAACCUACCUUCAGUUCCAUUUGUUUGAGAAGUAACUAUUAUAUUUUCCUACUAUUUUAUAAACUUAGUUUUUCACUAUGUUGUAAAAAUAGGAAACUUGGUUUAAAAGUAUAUAUUGUUUCAGGAUUCUGUCAAGGUACCUAUGUUUAUCUGUGUAUUUAUAUAAAUGAUUUAAAUUUUAUGUUUCCAGCAUACAAAAUAACUAAUUUUAAAA
Microcebus murinus (gray mouse lemur) is the source of this 2496-nucleotide messenger RNA. It is a transcript of the gene SPDL1, whose product is annotated as spindle apparatus coiled-coil protein 1. Lineage: Eukaryota; Metazoa; Chordata; Mammalia; Primates; Cheirogaleidae. The record is from RefSeq and is a predicted model, not a curated record. Gene Ontology annotation, biological process: mitotic spindle assembly checkpoint signaling; establishment of mitotic spindle orientation; mitotic metaphase chromosome alignment. Gene Ontology annotation, molecular function: kinetochore binding. Gene Ontology annotation, cellular component: outer kinetochore; spindle pole.